AUGAAGAAGUUCUUCGGCUUCGCUCGCCGUAAGUCCUCGUCAUCGCUGAAGGGCCUAAACCCGCGCCGCUUCUCCAUCGGCUCGUCGGCCUCCAGUUCCCUACAGAUCCAGGUGGUGAGGGGUGGCUAUAACGUGGACCUUGGUAAGGUGGACCAGUCGUUCACCAAACUCCAUAAGGCGGCGCUCCUGAACGAUGAGGACCGGGUCCGCAAACAGGUUAAGGCCGGCGCCGACGUGAACGCCAGGGACAGCUCCGACAGGACGGCCCUACACUUGGCUACGGUUAACGGCAACCUGUCGAUCAUCAGGGGGCUGGUAGAGGCCGGUGCUCACGUGAAUGCCCAGGAUAGUGAUGGCAAGACGGCCAUUGUCAAGGCCAUUGAGUGCAAUCACCAGGACCUGGUCCAGUACUUUGUGUGUGCCGGCGCUGAUACCGAACUGGCCGACUAUGAGACGGGUAAUACACCCCUGCAUUGGGCUCUGUCUAUGGGGGCUGUAGGCGCCGCUCAGUAUUUGCUGCGAAAUGCGAAACAACUGGAUGUGAAUAAACGAAAUAAUCAAAACGAGACGUGCCUACACUUGGCGGUCAAACUGCCCCAGAAUUGUGUGAUUCUGGAGGACCUGAUAGCCAAUGGCACGCAUUUGGACGCCAGGGAUGACCGCCAGAAGACAGCCCUUAUGAUAGCCACGGCCAACGAGAACCUCCAGGCCGUCAACACACUCGUGAAGUACGGCUCCAAUACUUAUUCCUCGGACGAGGACAUGAGACACACGAUUAGUGUCAACAGGAAUAACGCGAAGAACGCGAGGAAUCUGCAGAUGUCGGCCCACGAGACGGAUAGCGCCGAUUCGUGGCCCGACACGGAGGACGAGGACAGCAAUUAUGAGCGCCCGAUGUCUAAGGAGUCGACGAAAGCCCGCAAAGAGUCCUUCAAAAGCAACUCUUUUCGUGUGUCUAGUCUUGUCGACGAGACAAUUGUCGAAGAAUUGAAAACCGAUGAAAACAACGAUAACGACGAUUACGUUAUCUGUAAGCCAAGCACUAGUCGCGAGGAGAACGUUGGCGAUGUCACCAAUGGUUCCCAGGAUAUCAAAAUCAUUUGGAGCAAGUCUUCGAGCGAUUCCGAUGAUAAUAAUGUCAAUAAUAAGGUGUCAGAGAGCGGAACGUUUGGCAAAAUCGAUACUCUGAAGGGCAGGGAUGAGGUGUGGGCUAAGAACGCGUUGAAUACGAAACAGAAUCGCAAGUUCUUGGACUCGGAUCCGUUCAAUGCGGACGUGAUGGACGAGUUGGAGCUGUUGCUAAUCCAGGAGACCACACACGACGGAAACGUCGACUUUAUUACGCAAAUGAAGAGUUUGUUAGACGAAGACCCGCCUCCGCCACUCACAUCACCCCUCAAUGGGAUCCAAUCGCCACCACAACCUCUUCAGUCAACACCACUUAAGACACCAGUGCGUCAAAAAUCACCACAAAAUGAUGUUACGAAAGACAGUGACAGACGUGAGGUGACAGUGAAAAGUGCGGACAAUAAACUCCCGUUUUCGGGAUGGUCACGAGGCCGCUUGCCAAAGGUGUGGGUUUCUCACCAACUUCUUCACGGCCGAAGAAGUGUCGAAAUCAGGAGUUCUCGCGAGGAGUCGUCGCCCACUCAUACGGCAGACGAUAAUAGGCGGCGAAGUUAUGCCGAAGUGGUGGCCCAGAAGGUGAACGGCGGGCGUCAGGCGUUGAUGGAUGAGCUCAAGAGCAGUAUCAGCGCCCGGGCCAAGAGCUACGCGGAUGUGGUGUCGACGACGAGUACCGCCGACUUUGAGCUGAUCCGCGAAACCAAGAUUCCUAUCCUCAGAGCUAAGUCUCAUUUAUCGCCAUUAAAGCAGAGUUUAAGACCAGCCGGUAGUCAAUCAAACUCUCCGACACACCAUCACAGCAACGGUUCCCCAAAGAAUCACUCGUUGAUUGAGACAAACCACGCCAUCACAUCUCACAUGAACUCAAAUAAUCUGAACAAAAGUUUGUCGAAAAUACCGUUACCUGUGAAACAGUCGUCCGAACCCACGAGACCUCAUUCAUCGGAGUCCACGACCUCCGAGGACUCCAUGGGAGGUGAGGAUCAGCUCAUGGGAGCUGACGCGUCGUCGCCAACAAUGAAGACACCAUUGAGUGAGUCGGGCGUGAAGUCAAGCGGAAAGCCUAAGAACGGAGCCAUACGUUCAUCGAAGUUAAGACGACGAGUGAAUGAGUUGACGGAUGAGCUCAAGCGGGGUAUGUCUGAGAAGUCUUUGUUAACCGCUGAGAACGAGUCCAUACGGAAGCAUUUGCUGGAAUUGAAUGAGAAGAUCCAAAGGGAGAGCUCACGUAACUAUGAGUUGGAGAAGAAGUUGAUUAAACUGGAGGCAGAGCUGAUCCAAUACAGGGUCGAAGUAGACAUGAAGUGCAAGGAGAACACAGCAAUUAAGACAGAGUUGGCGACCAUUGUCACCGACUUUGACGAUAAUCAAAGACAGUGCCAUUAUUUGGAGGCAGAGAAUCAAAAGAUGUUGAAUCAAAUCAAAUCCAUGAAAUACGAGGAGGAAGUGCUGCAUCAGAAGCUGACACAACAGGGUAUGAGCGGCGGUGCGAGAGAUGUCUGCGCUCACGAAGAGGUGAUAAUCGAGUGGAAGUCAAAAGUGGAUGAACUGAAUGCCCAGAACGAGAGACUCCGAGGAGAGGCCGAUGAGCUGCAGAGGGUGUCCGUCGAGAAGCGUCUGGAGUACGAGCGGGAGCUCUUCGAGUGGCAGAAGCGAAAUCUGGACAUCGAGUCCGAUCUCAAGCGACUUCAGCUGGAAAUGCAAGUCAACUCAAUAAAGCCAUCGCCAGAGGAACAGCUGGAGCUCAUCAAAGCCGUCCGAGACUUGAAUCAUCUGAUGGCUAAACUCGACGAUAGGAUCACCCGAAACGAGGAGAGCCAACAGUUUAAGGCGCGGACUAUCAAUGAGGAGAUGUUCGACUGCGCCCGCAAUCUCUUGGAUCAGAUGAGAGCCGAGUUGACUAAUUUCAAAGACAUGUUGAAUAACACCGCGAAUAGAGAUAACAAAACGGAGUCCGAAGAGAGACAGCUGUCGGCCUUCGAGUCACGGAUAGCUGAGUUGCGGUCAAGUCUGGAGCGACUCGAGGACCAGAUCCAGAGCCAAGAGUUGCAACUCUUUCGCCAGUCGGACAUCAUAUCGUUGGCCACACCGCUGAGGAAGUCCUCGUCGUCGCGCGAACUGUUCAUCUCGACUAACAAUAAGCCUAAGAGUUGGUUCGUGCAGACGCUCUUCCGACUCCAAUCGCACAUACAGUCCACGACACCGACCGGCGAUACCAUCACAGCGUUUGUCCACCAGAAGACUCGGCUCCAGAAGCAGAUCCACGAACUGAAGUCGGAAUUAGGAAUAUUCGCCGAAUCCGUCCAUUGA
Molecule: messenger RNA, 3435 nt
Organism: Oppiella nova
Lineage: Eukaryota; Metazoa; Arthropoda; Arachnida; Sarcoptiformes; Oppiidae
Source: the annotation of a GenBank genome assembly